ACGUUGCGUCGGGAUUAGGCCGAGUGAAGACUUCGGAACGCGCGUAUACCGCAAGGUCAAGAAAAAGAAGUUAGCGGCAUCUGGUGAGUGCUUGUGAUUGUAGUGUGUGGUCGAGGGUCAAGCCUCCAGGCGAAGCGCCUAGUGGAAACAAGGAACUAUAGAUCUACUUGUUCCGACAAACGACUUCCUAGGAGUUGGGACCUAGAGUAGUGCAGAAAAAAUGGCGGAUGCGGACUUGGAUAUCGACAAUCUGAUACAGAGAUUGCUUGAAGUAUAUCAAACGCAGAAAGAACAGGUUCAGAAAAAGGCUAAACUUAAAGACAUUUUUACCUCAGACUUUGUCGUGCGAGGAUGUCGACCUGGGAAAUCGGUGGUAAUGACAGAGGCCGAAGUGAGAGGCCUCUGUUUGAAAUCGCGGGAGAUAUUCCUUCAGCAGCCGAUACUACUGGAGCUCGAAGCACCGCUUAAAAUAUGCGGCGAUAUUCACGGCCAGUACACAGACCUGCUGCGGCUAUUUGAGUACGGCGGAUUUCCUCCAGAGGCAAACUAUCUCUUUCUAGGUGACUACGUCGACAGAGGCAAACAGUCUCUGGAAACGAUAUGCCUGUUACUCGCCUACAAGAUCAAAUACCCAGAAAACUUCUUCUUGCUAAGAGGAAACCACGAAUGCGCCAGCAUAAACAGGAUAUACGGAUUUUACGACGAAUGUAAACGCAGAUAUAAUAUAAAACUGUGGAAAACCUUUACCGACUGCUUCAACUGCUUACCCAUCGCCGCUAUUAUCGAUGAAAAGAUAUUCUGCUGCCACGGCGGACUCAGUCCUGAUCUCCAGGGAAUGGAGCAAAUCAGAAGAAUCAUGCGUCCAACCGACGUUCCAGAUACCGGACUUUUAUGCGAUCUCCUUUGGUCUGACCCCGACAAAGAUGUUCAGGGAUGGGGCGAGAAUGACAGAGGCGUAUCUUUCACAUUCGGACCUGACGUAGUUUCCAAAUUCCUAAGUCGACACGAUAUGGAUCUCAUAUGCAGAGCUCACCAGGUCGUCGAAGAUGGUUACGAAUUUUUUGCUAAAAGGCAGCUCGUCACACUUUUCUCAGCUCCGAAUUACUGCGGGGAAUUCGACAACGCCGGCGGAAUGAUGAGCGUCGACGAAACUCUGAUGUGCAGUUUUCAGAUCCUGAAGCCUUCUGAAAAAAAAGCAAAAUACCAGUACAGUGGAAUGACUGCGCAAGGUGGCAGGCCAUCUACGCCGCAGAGGAAUCCAACAAAAAAGAAAUGACCACCUUUCGCUGAUCCCGCGUAGCAGCAAACACUUUCGUUCUAGGUAAGAUGAUUAUAGAGAGAGAGAAAAAAACAAACAAGUAUAUUAAUAAAUAUCUAAUUUUUUAUCUAUUCAGACUGAAUGAUUUACGAUGCAAAUACUGUGAAUACUUACGUCACAUGAUAAAAUCGAUCCCUGUGAAUAUAGAACACUGCAACAGGCCUCCUAAACGUCUUAGACUCGAUUUGCAAAAAAAUUUAAAAGAAAACGAAGAAAAGUUAAACUCCACUGGGAGACCUGCCAUAAGUUCUCUUUUGAUCUUUAGCUAUUUUUCAGCUGGUAGAAUUUUCAUCGCCUUUCAAUGAAUAACGCGUUUUACUGAAAAUAUAUAACGCCGGAAAGGAGGCAAGGGUUCAGUGACACAUAUUGAAGGAAGUAACCUAGUCUCUACAAUUAUAAUUAAACAAAUCAGAUUAUAUUUAUUAAAUUAUUGUUAAUAAUUGAAUCAGUGGCAGUUAUAGACGAUAAUCACGAAUCAUGAAUCACUGCGGUGAACGAUUUCAAGAAAAGUAUAUAAAUAGAUGGGAGGAGCUUUAACUUACAUUGAACGACGACGUCGGACGUUUUCAGUUAACUUUUCCGUGCAUUGAUCUCGCUUUGCUUUAGUUUAUAAAAUAACAUUACCUCUUUUAAAUCCAAAAUUAAUCAGCCAUACUGAGUCCUGAAGAUGCCAGAGACAUUUAACCUGCUUAAAUCCUAAAUCAUACCAACAAUGUGAGUAAAAGUUGACCGAAAUCCGUAGAAUAUUGGACUUGAUUUUAUUUUUCUAUAUGUUUCAGCUGUGGAACGUGUCACUACAGUAUGUACACUAACUAAAAACUCAUAAUUCAAAACGAAACGAAAUAAAAUGAAAAAAAAAUAAACAGAAAACUUGAAUACUUAAAACGGGAAACGACAUCUUCCUUAUUACAUCUCAAUUA
Neodiprion virginianus is the source of this 2238-nucleotide messenger RNA. Its product is annotated as serine/threonine-protein phosphatase PP1-beta catalytic subunit. NCBI's taxonomy places the organism in Eukaryota, Metazoa, Arthropoda, Insecta, Hymenoptera, Diprionidae. Gene Ontology annotation, cellular component: cytoplasm; nucleus. The transcript is spliced from 6 exons. Gene Ontology annotation, molecular function: protein serine/threonine phosphatase activity. The record is from RefSeq and is a predicted model, not a curated record. Bases 221 to 1276 code for a protein of 351 amino acids.